AUGCGAACUUUAAACAAUCGAUUAGUACUUAUGAAAAUGCGUCGUUUAUUUGAAUUUUUAAUAUUAACUUUGUUUAUUGUUAUUAUUUUUACUAUUAGCUCAAAAUGGACUUCUAUAACAACAACAACAGUAACUGAUACUUCCAAACAUCUUAAUAUCAAAAUAACUCCUUUUCCUAUUAAUUCAUAUUUACCACAAGACAAAUCCAUAAAUUCAAAUGAUAAUAUAAUAAUAAAAAACUCAAACAACAAUGAUCCGUCAUCUAGUUUAGCAAAAUAUAUUCAUCUAGAUUUAAAAGGUGCACCACCGCAAGCAGAUAAAUUUUAUGAGAAUUUUUUUAAUUUUAUUGAUAAAUUACAAAUGGGUGUCAAAGGUAUUGUAAUUGAAUAUGAAGAUAUGUUACCAUUACAAGGUAAACUUGCAAAUACAACACAUCGUUUUAGUUAUUCAAAAUCAGAUAUUCAAUUAAUUCAAACAUCAGCUAAAACUCAUCAACUUGAUGUUAUACCAUUAAUUCAAACAUUUGGUCAUUUAGAAUGGUUACUUAAAUUACAACCAUAUGAAUUAUAUCGUGAUGAUUUAAGUUUACCUAUGGUUAUUACACCAUGUUUAAAUACAACAUAUAUUCUACUUGAAGAUCUUUUAACACAAACACUUGAUAUGCAUCCAUUUAGUAAUGUAAUUCAUAUUGGUUGUGAUGAAGUUGUUUUAACAAAUUCUCAUCCACAAUGUCGUGAGACUUCUAUGGAUAUACCAGAACGAUACGUUGAUCAUGUAAAACGUGUUGUUAAAAUUAUUCGUAAAAUUCGACCAGCAAUGCGAAUACUUAUUUGGGAUGAUGUUAUUCGAGGUGAUCAAUUCAUACUGAAUGAAAAAUUGUUAGAAGAGUUAAAAGGUCUUGUCGAACCAGUUGCUUGGAAUUAUCGACCAACAUUUGAGGAAUCAUAUAUUUCGUCACCUAUUUGGAAUAUUUAUUCAAAAUUAUUUUCUAAUACAUGGGCAGCUAGUGCAUUUAAAGGUGGUCUUAAUCGUUAUUCUAUGCAAACAAAUACUUCACAUCAUGUUCUAAAUAAUUAUGCAUGGCUUCAAUUUAUUCAAGCAUCUUCCGCUCAAAAAACAAGCUCAUUUUCUGCUAUUAUAUUAACUGGUUGGUCACGUUUUGAUCAUUUUAUGCCAUUAACUGAUUUAUUACCAACCGCUUAUCAAUCUCUUGUUAGUAGUUUAUAUACAAUUAAUACAGGAAAAAUCAUUUAUAAUGAUUAUAUGAAUGAUUGCGAUGGAUUAAUGAAUUCCAUUGGAAAAGAUUCACAAUUAUGUCAGUCAUUACCAGGUCUUUCAAUUUGGUCAGGUAUAUCAUCUCUAGCAUUAUCUUUAGCACAAAUCGAAGAUCGUUUAACAUUUUUACAUACUGUAUCACCAUCUUAUAAUCGUAAACAUCGAUUUGUGCGUCAUUAUGAACUUGAUUCACGUUUAAAUGAAUUACAAAUGUUACAAAGUGAUUUAUUAACAAUGACGCAAUUGUUAAAUCGUCAUUUAAGUGAACUUUAUUCAUUAGAUAUAGUCGAUGAAUGGUUUGAUCUAUAUUUAUCACCAGUAUUAGGAAGAAUAAAUACAACUUUAAUUGAAUUUUCAUCUGCACGUAAUCAAUCGUCAUGGCCAAGACGACCACUUAUCUAG
Messenger RNA from Adineta steineri, 1677 nucleotides. Lineage: Eukaryota; Metazoa; Rotifera; Eurotatoria; Adinetida; Adinetidae. The record is from the annotation of a GenBank genome assembly.